This is a messenger RNA of Thamnophis sirtalis, 3995 nucleotides long. It is a transcript of the gene MAP3K21, whose product is annotated as mitogen-activated protein kinase kinase kinase 21. Lineage: Eukaryota; Metazoa; Chordata; Lepidosauria; Squamata; Natricidae. Gene Ontology annotation, molecular function: ATP binding; JUN kinase kinase kinase activity; protein binding. The record is from RefSeq and is a predicted model, not a curated record. Gene Ontology annotation, biological process: protein phosphorylation.
GCUUCGCUUGUUUUUCUUCUUUCGGGCCGUGUGGCCGUUUUCUCCUGGCUCCGUAUAAAUCACUCCAUACAAACUUUCUUUGCCUCGAUCCCAUUUAUCCCGAACGCUUUUCACUUCCUGCUUUGCCACCGGUCCUUUCUCUGAACUCUGAUAUACAUCUGGAUUGUGCUUUCUUUCUCUUGACUUCUUCACUCCUUCCCUCAUUGUCACCUUAUGUUAUCUUUCUCUCAUCACUUUCAUAGCUCAGCUUCUUGCCUUUGAACCUGCACUCCAAAUGUCUGAUCCAAAUACUGUGGUUUCUACUCCUCACUCAUCUCAUGCUCCAAUCCCCCUUCCUUGUCUAACCAGGAGUCUCUUUUCUUUUUGCUUCGUUUCACUCCUUUCCUAGCACUUUUAUGCCUGCCUAAAAUAGGGAAGAGUUGGCUUCAAUUGCAACAAGGCUAAUUAAGAGCUGAAGAAGCUUCUUGGAUGAGAAGCAAAACAUCUUCAAAGAAAGUCCAGUUGCCUCUUGAAAAAGCACCUUUGGGACAACUUCAUCAAUUGUUCUCAAAUGCUGAGGUGGAAGCUGAUGUGGUUAGUACCUGUAUCUUGACCAUGGCUUUGCUGAGCUCUGAGGGAACAGCUGAAGGGAGCUUGGGGACCAGUGGCAACUCUUGCCCACUGUGGACCGUGUUGUAUGACUAUGAAGCCACUGGAGAAGAUGAGCUGAGUUUGCGUCGAGGGGAAAUGGUGGAAGUUUUGUCUAAAGAUGCAGCAGUGUCUGGAGAUGAUGGGUGGUGGGCAGGUAAAAUCCAUCAUCGUCUUGGCAUCUUCCCAGCAAACUAUGUGACUUACCAGCCAGGCUGCUACCAACAUCCCCAGUUAGGCUUGUUGGAGAAGACUGAGCAUCAAACUCAAAACCUGGCCAUGAGUGAUGGCCACCCUGUAGAUCACAAAGGCUGUAUGGGUUCUCUAGCAGAGAUUGACUUCCAGCAUCUGGAACUGCAAGAGAUUAUUGGAGUUGGAGGCUUCGGUAAAGUUUAUAGAGCAAUAUGGAAAGGCCAAGAAGUUGCAGUGAAAGCAGCUCGGCAGGAUCCAGAUGAGGACGUCAUGGCCACUGCAGAGAGUGUGAGGCAGGAAGCCAAGUUUUUUUCCAUGUUGAAACAUCCGAAUAUCAUUGAACUUCAUGGUGUAAGUUUGCAGGAGCCCAACCUCUGUCUAGUUAUGGAAUUUGCCAGGGGAGGACCCCUCAAUAGAGCUUUGUCAGGUUCUUUCCCCACCACUAGUGGGGGCCACUGGGGCCGUCGCAUUCCUCCUCAUAUAUUAGUCAACUGGGCAGUACAAAUUGCUCGAGGGAUGCUUUACUUACAUGAAGAAGCCAUCGUCCCCAUCCUUCACAGAGACCUCAAAUCAAGUAACAUACUAUUGCUUGAGAAGAUAGAAAAUGAUGAUAUUCACAACAAAACUCUGAAAAUCACAGAUUUUGGCUUGGCAAGAGAGUGGCACAGAACAACCAAAAUGAGUACUGCAGGCACCUACGCUUGGAUGGCUCCUGAGGUCAUUAAAUCAUCCAUGUUUUCUAAAGGAAGUGACCUUUGGAGCUAUGGCGUAUUGCUGUGGGAACUGCUUACGGGAGAGGUUCCUUACCGUGGCAUUGAUGGUCUUGCUGUGGCUUACGGAGUUGCUGUCAAUAAGCUUACUUUGCCCAUUCCAUCCACCUGUCCUGAACCAUUUGCUAAACUAAUGAAAGACUGCUGGGCACAGGACCCCCAUAUCCGACCAUCAUUUACUAUGAUUCUUGAGCAGCUGACUGCCAUUGAGGGGGCUGUACAGACUGAGAUGCCUCAAGAAUCUUUCCAUUCUAUGCAAGAUGACUGGAAACUGGAAAUCCAGCAGAUAUUUGAUGAACUGAGAACCAAGGAAAAAGAGCUGAGAUCAAGAGAAGAAGAAUUAACAAGAGCUGCUCUUCAUCAGAAAUCUCAAGAAGAGUUGCUGAAACGGCGAGAACAGCAGCUCGCAGAACGGGAGAUUGACGUAUUGGAACGUGAAUUAAAUAUAUUGAUAUUCCAGUUAAAUCAAGAGAAGCCUAAUGUUAAGAAGAGAAAAGGGAAAUUUAAAAAAAGUCGAUUAAAACUUAAAGACGGGAACAGAAUUAGUCUGCCUUCAGAUUUUCAGCAUAAAAUCACGGUGCAAGCUUCCCCAAAUAUAGAUAAGCGCAGAAGUUUACAAAGUAAUAGUUCUAGUCCACCAAGUAGUCCUCCAAUAAUUCCUCGCCUUCGAGCUAUACAAUUGAUUUCCAAAACUGACUCAAGUACAGCUAACGGACAAAGAAACAGUACAUAUGUGUACCAGCAAGAUGUAGAUAUCACAAGUGAAUAUGAACUUCCCUGUGGAGUUCAGACAAAAGUAACCUCAGAUGAGAGUAAUCGAACGUGGGGAAGAAGCACAGCUUAUCACCAGGAAGAAUUUGAAGAGGUGAAAAGAAGCUUUAAAAAGAAAGGUUGUACUUGGGGACCAAACUCAGUUCAAACAAAAGAGCGUGCAGACUGCAAAGAGAGAAUAAGACCUCUCUCAGAUGGUGGUAGUCCUUGGUCAGCACUUCUGAUGAAGAAUCAUAAAGGUGUCCCAUUAGCUUCUUUGUUCAUGGACCAAGAACAGAAACUUUCCCCUGAAGGUCUUGAUCCUAAGCGACCAAAGCAGUUAAAAUUGCCAAAUCAGGCUUAUAUUGAUCUACCCCUUUGGAAGGAUGACCAAGAACUGCAGUCUGCAGAACAGGACAGCUUUGAAGGAAAUUCUGCAAAUUCUGCAAAUAGCACUCCACAAAUGACCCCAACAAAUAGUAUCAGCAGAACGUUACAGAAAAAGAAAACGGACACUGUAUUGUACGGUUGUGCUGUCCUUCUAGCCUCUAUAGCUAUAGGCUUAGAUAUUAGGGAGCCAAACAGAUUGCAAAGUGGGGAUGAAAUGUUGCCUAAGGAGGAAAAGAAGAAACGUGACAGCCUGUUUCAGCGAGCGUCGAAGUUUCGGAGAAGUGCAAGCCCUGUGAGAUUGCAGCCUAAGAGAGAGGAGGCGUGUGUCCCUUCAUCAGCUCCAGGUGCAAGUACGGUGAACCUCCUGUCCAUAUCUUCCAUUUCUACUAAAUGCCUCCUUCAGCCUGACCUUGAGGAUGCAACUAUGAGCACAGCGCCUGGCAGUGAAGACGUCCCCAUUGAACCUUUUUUGCCUGGAAGUCAGACAGGCAAACAAGAACAACUAGACAAAGUUGAUCGGACUGUCUGUCCUGAUUUGCCAUCUCCCAGUCUUCCUUUGAAGCAAGAACCUCAAUGUGCAGCCGGUGCCAUUUCUUCGAAAGUCAAAGUGUGGGGUCAUAGGCGGACCAGGUCAGAUGGAAAUGCGUGUCAUUCCAUAACUAAUGGAAUUUCUAAUGAAACUCUUGGGAAUCUCCACACAUCUGCUACGCCACAAACAAACUUUCAAAAUGACCUUUCACCAGGGAAGCAAGAAAUUGUCAAUAUUAUUCCAAGACCUCGACCUUCUUCUUUAAGAAGCAGAUUGGAUCCUUGGCUGGCUAUUUCUCAAAAUAUAAAUCCAAACCCUUUUGAAACGGGUAAUUUAGAGGCCAACAGAGAUUCAAAGGCUGAGUCACUGACUGAUACCAAGGAGAGAACUAAAUUCCACAUGACGUCUUUAUUGGAUAUGGACGUGGAAGGUCAGAAUAGUGACUGUACGGUACCUUUGUGUAGGAUGAAGAGUAAAGCAGGUCGGCCAUCAAUAUAUGAACUGGAGAGAGAAUUCUUGUCUUAAGUGCCUUGGAAUUUUUAGCCUGUUUUAAGAAUAAACUUUUAUGCUGCUCUUUUCUAAAUGUUGUGAUCAGUAGAGUUUGAUAUCAUGCUAGAUAGAUGAAAUAUUACAGGCAAUGAUCACUGUAAUCCCGUAGGGAGUUUUAUUGAUUCUACCAUCGCUAUCCUGAAUGAAUACACAUAUGUGGAUGUUAAUAAAGUUUUUCAUAAUUUUGA